AUUAGAGUUGGAGUGGGAGUUUUUUUAGUUACAGAAAGAAGACUCUAUAUUCUGACCGUGGAAUAUUCUGCCGACCAGUAUUUAUUAACCAGUUUGACACAGUUAUUCGCGUGUUUUAAUCGUGCUGCAAAACUAGAUUCAGGAUGGAAUUAAGAAUGAUUUUCACCGUCAUCCUUAUUCUGGUGUUGGUGAUUUUUCAUACAGCUGCAUCGUUGUCCAUCGGAGGGGUGACGGUAGCUGGUACAUCAAGCCCUGCGCGCCACAUCAGAUCGAAGCGCUGCUCUUGCGCAACUUUCCUCGACAAGGAGUGCGUCUAUUUCUGUCACCUUGAUAUCAUCUGGGUCAACACUCCAGAGCGCACCGUUUCCUAUGGACUGGGCAACGUCCCGAGGAAGAAGCGCUCAUUACGGGACUUCUCAGAUUCAGCGCAAAAAAACCGCUGCAAGUGUAAAAACGAGAAGGACUCCGCAUGCAUGACUUUCUGCGAUACAACACAAAACAGGUAUCAGACUGCUUCUGUCAAGGUGAUCCACGCCGCCGACGGCGAUGGCUGUGUCAAGAAGCAAUGCAAACACGAGCAGACUGCCAAAACGAGGAGGAUUAAACGUAGAGAGCAAAGGAGGAGGAACGAAGUGGACGAGGCUGCCCAGAGGGGCACCAGGAAUGCCCGUCUGCUGCUGGAGAAGUGGAGGAACAGGCAACACCAUCGUCAAAAAGCCUGGCUGACCAGGAACGCCGCUUCCUAAAGAAACACCUGAGAGCCACUACUGUUCACCUCUGCACCACGGUAGCAAGGGGGGUGGAGGCUCCCCUGGAGGUCUACCCGCCAGUGAGGAAGCCAGGAUGUGCCAGCUUCCUCUUGCUUGUGUUGGAAUACGCACCGGGGAAGCAAAAAAGCGGGCGUUUCAGGAGCGGGCAUUCUGUGAGGUCUCCAGAGAGCUGAAAGAUGGGCUGCGCUGCAUGCCAUUGUGGAGCCAACACUGCUGGGAUUGGCACACGUCCCCUGUGGAAACGGAGAGGAAAUGGCCGAGGGGUUCCGCUGACCCUGCCCGACACACACCUGUGGUGGUGUGGUGACCGUAACAGAGAGUUGGCUGGAGGGCCAGUGAGAAUCCCGCCUGCUGCUGUUUCAUUGGAACAAAAGCCAUCUCAGACCUCCCAAAGACUCUGUGCUACCAGUGGAAAAGAACAACGAAGAACAACAACUCCUCACUCAGUCUUUCACUGGACAGACAUUUUCAAUAACAACUCUCGCUCUCAAGACACUGCUGAAAUCAGGAGACUGAUUUUGUUUGUUUUGUUCAUUUAAAAGAAAUGAGCUGAUUUCAUCAGACAUAAAAAAAAAAGCUAGUGCCACAGAUGUCUUAACCAAACACUCUGAGUGACUCUUUCUCAGGGACCAUGCUGUCAUAUUGCGAAAAUUGGCCGGUUUCCCAAGGAGACAAAAACAAUAAAACAACAAGAGACGGCCACAGAAGGAAACUCUAAAGGAGAUGUAUUUGUCAUUUCAGACAUUCAAUUUAAGUUUUGUAUUUAUUCUAUAUUAUUUUAUCUAUUUUGCCCGAAUUCAACUUAAUUAUUUUGUCACCAUUCCCGACUUGUCCUCAUUCAUAAUUAUUUGUAGUAGUCAUGUUAAAUCAUGAAAUUAUACAUAUUGUUUUAGAAAAUCUUAAACAGUACUAUCCUAAGGGGAGUGGAUAGUUUAUCCAUGUCAAACAUGCAUGUACCGGACCACAUUGGCCAGUUACUCUUGAUGUACUUCAUUUCUGUGAAAUGUUUCACCCAAGUGCCAAGACUGGUAAAUAACUGUAGCUUUUAUCAAUUAAACUUGUUUAAACU
Messenger RNA from Sardina pilchardus (European sardine), 1839 nucleotides. It is a transcript of the gene edn1, whose product is annotated as endothelin 1. Gene Ontology annotation, biological process: regulation of systemic arterial blood pressure by endothelin; regulation of vasoconstriction; vein smooth muscle contraction. Bases 144 to 746 code for a protein of 200 amino acids. The record is from RefSeq and is a predicted model, not a curated record. Gene Ontology annotation, molecular function: endothelin B receptor binding; endothelin A receptor binding; hormone activity. Gene Ontology annotation, cellular component: extracellular region. The transcript has 5 exons. NCBI's taxonomy places the organism in Eukaryota, Metazoa, Chordata, Actinopteri, Clupeiformes, Clupeidae.